Messenger RNA from Oppiella nova, 471 nucleotides. The record is from the annotation of a GenBank genome assembly. Lineage: Eukaryota; Metazoa; Arthropoda; Arachnida; Sarcoptiformes; Oppiidae.
GUUCACUAAAUCUAGUGAUGAGUGAGACGUGAAUGCACUGAAUGAUUGGUCCCCAAAAGGCAGCACUCAAUGCAUCACUCAUUUUGAGUUGUCGUCAGUCUUACAGUAAGUAUUGAGUCAUUCAGUCGUGAAAGUUAACACAACAUCCAAUUGAUUCAAGUCUGAGACAUCUGAUCCCAAGUGAUGGCUAACUCUUUCAGUUUGGAUUCAUUCUUCAAUUCACUCAACCGUAAAAUUGAACCUCAGGUUCAGAGCCACUUAAAGGAUGUCUAUUCCUCGAUGUCUAUCGCGCUGUUGAGCGCAUCCAUCGGCGGUUACAUUCAUUUGUUCACAAAUAUACUACAAGGUGGUAUACUGUCAUCGCUGGUGGCCAUCGGCUUUGUCAUCGCCCUCUACUCCACUCCAGACAAUGGGAAGAACCGGUCGACUAGACUCUGGUAUUUGAUUGGCUUCGCGUUCGCCUCAGGUUUG